Diaporthe citri is the source of this 786-nucleotide messenger RNA. RefSeq lists its product as uncharacterized. The coding region runs from base 1 to 786 and encodes 261 amino acids. The record is from RefSeq and is a predicted model, not a curated record. Lineage: Eukaryota; Fungi; Ascomycota; Sordariomycetes; Diaporthales; Diaporthaceae. The transcript has 4 exons.
AUGAAUACACCUGUUCUUCUCUUCCUGACCUUCCUGGCCUUGGUGGCUAACAUGACCCUCGCCAUUCCUACUAACCCUGGCAAGGUCUUCACGACUAUUACCAGCGGUGUCGUCAACUCCGGCGUCGAGGGCACCCUUACCGAGUUGACCAUCGCCCCGGAGAAGACUGGUGGCGGAAUCGACUACAACGUUGAAGACAUCCCCCUCGGCCCCGAGUUUAUGACCUUCACCGUGGUCAACAAGCACACUGCGAACAUCAGCACCACUCACGUGGUCGGCGAGGGUGCGCCAACUGCGGUGUCGGGACCUGUCGGUGCAGGAACCAUGGCGCCGAAUGCAUCAUCAUCCUUCGCUGUCCCGGUAAACUGGACCGGCAAUGUGGCAGUGAUUGAUGCAGCAUACUCCCUCACCGGGGACGUGUCUUUGAUCGAGGGGAAUUACGUGCAGACCUGGGACUCACAGAUUGCGGUAAUAGACGUUGACAUCAGCUACGUGAACGGCUUCACGCUGCCCAUCGUCUGCUACUGCAAUGGAACGCAGGUAACUGGUUGUAUGAAAGACCUCUUCAGCCUGGGAGAUUGCCCUAAAAUGGAUGAUCAAAACGCCUGUAUCAACCCCGAGCGUGGCGACGACGUGACUAAUACGGCGUCACCGUUUUUCCAGCCCUGCCAGGGACAAGCAUACACGUUCCCCAACGAUCACUCUGCCAAUAGCUGGGGCGCUUGUCAAUCCGGAGUCAGUUGCUGUGUCGGGAUGGCCUGUGGCCCGGGAGAGUGGACCCCCUGA